CCGACUUUCCAAGUGGGUGUAUGGCGUGAAGUGCUGACAGGCUGUCGUACAAAUCAUGUCCAAGGCCAUUGUCAAAACUACAUUCGAGGCGUCUCGCACGCUGCGCCCUAUCUAUACCGGCGGCAGCACGUCGCUCGACGCCAGCGGUCGCAUCUUGCUAACCUGUGUGGGCGAAGAUGCUUUGAUCGUGGAUCUGGAGACUGGUGACCAGCUAGCCAGCCUAGAAGGAGAUGGGGAAAUUAUAACGAGCUUGGCCAUUUCGCCCUCUGCGUCGCACGCAAUCGUCUGCUCCCGGUCAAUGUCUAUGCGCAUUUAUUCGCUUUCACCUUUCAACGAGGCCUCCCAGACCAUCGAGGCCGAACUCGUUCGGACCCUGAAGCCACACACCGCGCCUGUCAUCUCAACCACAGUUGACCAGUCUAGUACUCUCCUGGCUACUGGUGCUGCGGACGGCAGCAUUAAGGUCUGGGACAUACGCGGGGGCUAUGUCACGCAUAAUUUCAAUGAUCGCGGAAUCAUUUCUGCUCUUUGCUUCUUCGAGGUCUCUUCUACUUCAGAGGAUACGAAAACCGGUGGCAAGAAGAAGUCCAAGAAGCAGGCAUCUGGAGGUAAUGACGAGGAAAUGGAGGAUGUCGCCACUACUGCUACGGACUCCACGGUGGGAUUCCGACUUGCAAGUGGUUCUGAGGAGGGUAAGGUGCGCGUGUGGGAUUUGCAUAAGAGAAAGUCCAUUGCUGCACUAGAGUCGCAUGUCUCUCUUGUGCGCAGCCUAUCUUUCUCUCCGACAGAGAAUGCCCUCCUUUCCGCGUCUCGCGAUAAGACCGUGAUCAUUUGGGAUGCACGCACAUGGAAGACUCGCCGCAUUAUUCCCGUCCUCGAAAGCGUGGAAGCUGCCUCUUUCAUCGCCGACAGUGGGCUGUGCGUCAUUGGUGGAGAGAACGGCAAAUUGCGAGUUUGGGACUGCAAUCGAGGAAGUGAGGUCACCGCAGAGCAGGAGGCUGGCGAGGAAUUUGAGGCCGUUGUGGCCAUCCAGUACUCCCCGGGCCUGCCUUUUGUCAUGACUGUUCAUGCGGACCAGACGAUCCGUCUCCACUCCAUCGCGCUGCUGUCUGAAUACAAGCCAGGAUCGACCAUUGAGCCACUGGAGAUCACGCGACGAAUCUCUGGAAAUGAUGACGAAUACAUCGAUUUGGCUUUCGCUGGUCCUGAUCGCUCGAUGCUUGCUCUUGCCACAAACACAGAGAGCAUUCGCUUGGUGUCUGUGGCUCCCUCGGAGGAUCGCCCGUCCGUCCAGGGUGAAGAAUUCUUCGGCGCCGAUAUUCAGCAUCUGGAAGGCCAUGAGGAUAUCAUCAUCUGUCUGGACGUAGACUGGUCCGGUCAUUGGCUGGCGACCGGAGCGAAGGAUAAUACUGCCCGGCUCUGGCGCCUCGAUCCCAAGACCUCUUCUUUCCAGGCUUUCGCGGUCUUCACUGGUCACGCCGAGUCACUGGGCGCGAUUGCUCUGCCACGGGUGCCACCCCCGGCCGGAACUCCUGCCUAUAACGACCCAGUCAACCACCCACCAGCAUUUCUUAUGACUGGCUCCCAGGACCGAACCAUUAAGCGAUGGGACACGGGAAAGCUCGGUCAGCUCAAGAGUGAUAAGCCUCACUCUCCCAAGGCUGUCUACACUCGCAAGGCGCACGAGAAGGAUAUUAACGCCUUGGACAUCGACUCUGCAUCUGCUCUCUUUGCAUCUGCUUCACAGGAUCGUACCGUCAAGAUCUGGGACGUGGAAGAGGGAGCUGCAGUAGGUAUUCUGCGUGGGCACAAGCGAGGUGUCUGGUCGGUGCGGUUCGCUCCAAAGAGCACCCCUAUCGUCAAUACCGAAGAAGGGACCAGCACAAGCCGCGGUCUAGUUGCUACGGCGUCUGGUGAUAAGACAGUCAAGCUCUGGAGUUUGUCCGACUACACCUGUCUUCUGACAUUUGAAGGCCACACAAACAGCGUGCUCAAGGUGAUCUGGCUCCCUCCUCCUCAAAUCUCUAAGAGUGACGAGGACGAGGCGGGCGAAGCAUCGACCGGCAAGAAUGCCAUUCACACAAGGCCCCUUCUAGCCUCGGCUGCUGCUGAUGGGUUGGUUAAGAUCUGGAAUCCCUAUAGUGGCGAGGCCGAGACAACCCUGGACAAUCAUACAGAUCGAGUCUGGGCCCUUGCUAGCCCAACGCCAUCUGGUUCUAGAAACGAUGUCAAGCGAAGCUCUUCCAAGAUCAACAGCACACCUUUUGCCCUUGUCAGUGGAUCUGCCGACUCGACGGUAACUUUUUGGACUGAUACAACCUCGGCCACCUACUCCGCUGCUGUGAAUGCCGAGUCCGAGCGCGUUGAGCAAGAUCAGCAACUGCAAAAUCACAUUCGCGCCGGCAACUACCGCGAAGCCAUCACCCUUGCUCUCCAACUCAACCACCCUGGACGCCUGCUGUCCCUGUUCACGGCUGCUAUUGACGCUGCUGAAGACCCAACCCGGUCCGAAGCAGAACGCGCGACCGCAGCCAACAGCUUGACCGGAAACCCCGCUAUCGACGAGGUACUGCAAACUCUCGGCACGUCAAACCUUCGCACACUGCUUCUGCGCGUCCGUGAUUGGAAUACGAACGCACGCACAGCUCGUGUCUCUCAACGCAUCCUCUACGCACUCUUCCGUUCAUACCCCGCCUCGACUUUCGUCGAGCUGGCCACGACAUCUGUGCAGGGCAAGCAUGGCCGUGUCGGAGGCGGCUUGAAGGAUAUCAUGCAGGCUUUGGCCGCGUAUACCGAGAGGCAUUACAAGCGUAUCGAGGAGCUGACUGAUGACAGCUACUUGGUCGAGUGGGUGCUUAAUGAGAUGGACGGUGGUGUGGGUCUUGGUGGUCUGAUGAACCUAGGAAUCAAGUCUGAUGAUGAUGUCAAUGGAGACUUGGAGGAGCAUGAAAAGGACGUGAUUAUGUUGGAGGCAUAAAAUCUUGUGUAUACCUAUUGAUUGGCGCAUUAUCCCUGGGAGUACCUGGUUGGGAGUGGUUUUAUCAAAAAUUUAGACAUCUGCAAUUCGAUCACCCUUUGUGUAUCCUUCAUGUAUGAAGAAUAGAUUUCUGUUCCGCCAUUAAGCUGGCGCGGGUGUUAGAAUUCGCGAGGGAGGGGGCAGUUAUGGCUUCUCUCUGCUAGGUUACUACGGUGCUAUGUUCUAUUUCGUCAGGAUUUGCUGCAAAAGAAUACUUGUUCAGUCCAUCUAUCCUACAAGCAAGCUCUCACAAACUAAUUUCAGAUCGUCUGAUAGACUUCGUUUUGUUUGGGGUAUCUUGAUUUUGGAACAGCCUAGAAGCGAUCCAUGUCUUUUCAGUGAAAUGCACAUCUGUAGAACCAUAACGCCGUUCAUGAAGUACAAAGGCAAUCUUGCCAAUCAAGUCAAAUGCGCUAAUUGUCCUUUAAUCGUCCCGUCGGCUUCGACGAGAUUCGCGGUCUCGAUCCUGAUCGUUACGGGACGAACGAGAUGAGUGUCGAGAGCUGCUGUACCGAUCAUCUCGGCGAUUCCGAUCGCUGUCUCGCUCACGGUCCCGAUCUUUGCGAUAAUCUCGACCAUCGUCGCGAUCUCGACGGCGAUCUCUAUCACGCUCUCGUUCGCGGUCUCGGUCAUGGUGAGAGCGAUCAUCUCUCCGACGGUCGUCGCCAUCAUCGUACUUUGAGCGUCUGGAUGAAUGACGGCCGGCAGACGAGCUUCGAUCCCUGCGCGACGAACCAGUCCUUCGGCCAGACCGAUCGUCGUCGUAGUCCCGUUUACGGUACUCUCGAUCCCGGUCCCUUUCACGCCCGCUUUUCUCCAGAUUGCGAUCCCGUCUCUCUCGCCAGUCGCCCUGAUCAACUUGUGACUUGGAGGACUCUUUCUUGAGGUCUGCGAGCUCUUCCUCCGUGAUAUACUCGCCAGUCUUCUUGUUCCGCAUCGUAACAGGCAUGUAUACACCUUCCACGUUGCCACCCUCGGAUUCUCCCCCUUGCUUCCUUGAUGCUUUGCGCAUGGCUGACUUUCCCCAAGCGCCAAGCUCCACUUCAGCGCCCUUUCCAGAAUCCUUGGCACCAAUUCCCAAGAACCCCGGACGUCGCUCUGGGACACUGGGAUUCUUUGCCUUUUUCGCGGCCGUGCUGGAGCUGUAAUCGCCACGUCCGAUAGACUGACCAUCCUUCCAACCCAUUCCUCUCAAGAGAGCAGCUCCAAACUCUUCGACAGGUAUAGCAUUGUAUUGAUCCAAAGUAGCGGGUUCGGGGCGAGAAGCCACGUCUGUUCGGAAAGAGCUUGUCUCAUCGUGGCGUCUAAAGGGUUCCUCAUCCUCGUCGUACUUAGAGGCUUCAAUCACAAGGUCUGUCCGACGCUCCACUUCACCGGUGGUCUCCCGUAACAGAGCUUGCAUAGCAAUCUGAUCUUCCGUAAGAGGCUUCUGGUCUUCUUUGAAAGUUGGUUGCGCAUUAGGCAUAGGUUGGUCCUCUUGAGCGGCGGAACUCUCCUGAUCUUGGUCAGACGGUUUCUGGGCGAAGCUAAGACCAUAAGACAUGCCCGGGCCUUCAGUCUCAACGGCUCCUCCUGCUGGGGCCUGUCCGUUCUUUUGCGCUUCUUGCAUAGCCUGCACUUCACGCGGUAGCAAGUUCUUCUUGCCCUUCUUCACAUUUAUGCCCGGACGAUCGCGCCAGUUAUUUUUACUCGUGACUGGAAUCACGAGUGGUUUGUUCGCAUCGCUAACAGAUUGACCAUCGGCGGUAAUCUGGCGGCCAGUAUGGGUAUCAAAGCCCGAGAUCUCUUCGUGUACGGGUGCACGUUCUUCGUCGGAGGAAUCAUCAUGGCCCAGCUGAUGUGGGCGGCGGGGCAAGGAGCGACUCUUGCUGGCCGGAGACUGGAAGGUGCGUUCGCGAGAUUGGAAAGCGAAAGCAGCCUUCUUUGCGGGUCCAGUGGAAGUGGAAGAAAGGGAAGAUGACUUGGAGCCACCCCCAUUGUGGUCGGCAAAGCCUCUCGACGUAGACAUCCCGCCAGGACAGUGAGUGACAAAGGCGUU
Messenger RNA from Penicillium brasilianum, 5054 nucleotides. The record is from the annotation of a GenBank genome assembly. Lineage: Eukaryota; Fungi; Ascomycota; Eurotiomycetes; Eurotiales; Aspergillaceae.